Funneliformis mosseae is the source of this 381-nucleotide messenger RNA. Lineage: Eukaryota; Fungi; Glomeromycota; Glomeromycetes; Glomerales; Glomeraceae. The record is from the annotation of a GenBank genome assembly.
AUGCUAAAACACUACUUAAUUACAGUUAGUUUAAUAGAUCUUGGUUCUGUAGUUGAAGAAUUUCAAUAUAGGCCAUAUUCUCAUUGUUGGUGGAAAAUAUCAACAGACAAAGAAAAUGUCUCUUUCUUUCCCCUUCGUAUUGGUCAAAAAACCAAAACCUGCCUUAAUAAUCACGAUUUUUUUGUAACUAUUGUUGUUGGUAAUAAAAAUGAUAUUGCAGCUCCUGAAAUAGGAGUUUCUUCUCAAGUAAAUUGGCUUAACGCUGGUCCUGAAAACAAAUCAUUUUUCAUGCACAAAUUUAAUGGCGAUAAACAAGCAAUUUAUGUGUCUAAAAUUGAGGAAGAUAAUGUGUUCUUGAAAUUUAUCAGGAUAACCAAAUGA